Oreochromis niloticus (Nile tilapia) is the source of this 4669-nucleotide messenger RNA. RefSeq names its product SPT16 homolog, facilitates chromatin remodeling subunit (gene supt16h). NCBI's taxonomy places the organism in Eukaryota, Metazoa, Chordata, Actinopteri, Cichliformes, Cichlidae. Gene Ontology annotation, biological process: transcription elongation by RNA polymerase II. The record is from RefSeq and is a predicted model, not a curated record. The transcript is spliced from 25 exons. The coding region runs from base 339 to 3443 and encodes 1034 amino acids. Gene Ontology annotation, cellular component: FACT complex. Gene Ontology annotation, molecular function: nucleosome binding.
GCUGUGGACUUAAUUAUAACAGAUUGGCGUGUACGUGGUCGUGUGUGUCGAGUGGGAGGUGGGAAAAAUUAUAAUUUUAAUAAUUUCGCGAGUUUUAAAGCAGGUAAAAGCGUGCUGUAAGGUUAGCGUGCGCUGUGUUUUUACAUGUCUCCUCAGCUCAGAGGACCGCAGUUGUAUAAUUAUAAGGGAAGCAGCAGCAGCAUCAUCUAUUGGUGGUAUUUGGAGCCCAGCAGGCGUGGAAAGAAAGUGCGUUGUUGUUAGUUGACGCUGCUCAUCAUCCUCAUCCGGCCUGCUGCGAAGCGAAGCCGGGAGCUGGAGUUUGAAACGGAGCGCUCACAAUGGCGGUAAACCUAGAUAAGGACGCAUACUACCGCCGGAUCAAGAGACUAUACAGCAACUGGAAGAAGGGAGAAGAUGAGUUUGGCAAAGUCGACGCUAUCGUGGUGUCUGUGGGGGUUGAUGAGGAAAUUGUGUAUGCCAAAUCCACAGCCAUACAGACGUGGCUGUUUGGCUACGAGUUGACCGACACCAUCAUGGUAUUCUGCGACACCAAAAUCAUCUUCCUCGCCAGCAAGAAAAAGGUGGAUUUCCUCAAGCAGGUGGCUAUAACUAAAGGCAACGAGAAUGCCAAUGGUGUCCCGCCCAUUACCCUGCUCACCAGAGAAAAGAACGAGAGCAACAAGGCCAACUUUGACAAGAUGAUCGAGGCCAUCAGAGGCAGCAAAGAGGGCAAGACGGUGGGCGUGUUCAGCAAAGACAAAUUCCCAGGAGAGUACAUGAAGAGCUGGAAUGACACGCUUUCUGCUGAGGGACUGGAGAAGGUGGACAUCAGUGCUGUGGUCGCCUACACGAUGGCGGUGAAGGAAGACGGAGAGCUGGCCCUGAUGAAGAAGGCAGCAGCCAUCACCAGCGAGGUUUACUCAAAGUUUUUCAAGGAGCGCGUGAUGGAGAUCGUUGAUGCUGAUGAGAAAGUGCGUCACAGCAAGCUGGCGGAGUCAGUGGAGAAGGCCAUCGAGGAAAAGAAGUACCUGGGCGGUGCGGAUCCGUCCACUGUGGAGAUGUGUUAUCCUCCCAUCAUCCAGAGCGGCGGGAACUACAGUCUCAAGUUCAGCGUGGUCAGCGAUAAGAACCACAUGCACUUUGGUGCCAUUACGUGUGCCAUGGGGAUCCGCUACAAGUCAUACUGCUCCAACCUGGUGCGCACACUCAUGGUGGACCCCUCUCAGGAGAUGCAGGACAACUACAACUUCCUGCUGCUGGUGGAAGAGGAGUUGCUCAAGGAGCUCAAGCACGGAGUCAAAAUCUGUGACGCGUACAAUGCAGUCAUGGAGUACGUGAAGAAAGAGAAGGCGGAGCUCGCGCAGAAGCUGACCAAAAACCUUGGCUUUGCGAUGGGGAUCGAGUUCAGAGAAGGGUCGCUGGUUUUGAACGCCAAAAAUCAGUACAAACUAAAAAAAGGCAUGGUGCUCAGCGUCAGUUUGGGUUUUUCUGACUUGGUGAAUAAAGAUGCGAAAAAAGAAGAGCAGAAGAAGUACGCCUUGUUUCUUGGUGACACUAUACAGAUCAAUGAGGAGGAGGCCGCCACAGUCCUCACACCGGUGAAGAAAAAGAUCAAAAACGUGGGAAUCUUCCUGAAGAAUGAUGACGAGGAGGAUGAGGAGGAGGAGGUCGACGACGCAGAGGAGCUGCUGGGGAAAGGCGCUCGCAGUGCCGCUCUGCUCGCAGACAGAACCAGGCUACUUGGGAAGAACGAGAUGACGGCGGAGGAGAAGAGGCGGGCUCACCAGAAGGAGUUGGCCAAUCACUUAAAUGAAGAAGCGAAGCGUCGUCUGACGGAGCAGAAAGGAGAGCAGCAGAUCCAGAAGGCCCGGAAAUCUAACGUCUCCUAUAAGAACGUGUCUCAGAUGCCCAGAGAAAAGGACAUCCGGGACAUGAAGAUCUUCAUCGACAAGAAAUAUGAGACUGUCAUCAUGCCCGUCUUUGGCAUCGCCACACCAUUUCACAUCGCCACCAUCAAGAACAUCAGUAUGUCUGUAGAAGGAGACUACACCUACCUGAGGAUCAACUUCUACGUCCCUGGCAGCUCACUGGGCCGACAGGAGGGAAACAUCUUCCCCAACCCUGAAGCCACAUUCGUCAAAGAAAUCACGUACCGGGCGUCCAACCUGAAGGCUCCCGGCGACACAUCGGUGCCCUCCACCAACCUGCAGAACGCCUUCCGCAUCAUCAAGGAGGUGCAGAAGCGCUACAAAACACGAGAGGCCGAAGAGAAGGAGAAGGAGGGCAUCGUCAAGCAAGACUCUCUGGUCAUCAACCUCAACCGCAGCAACCCCAAACUCAAAGACCUCUACAUCAGACCCAACAUCGCGCAGAAGAGGAUGCAGGGCUCGCUGGAGGCUCAUACUAAUGGUUUUCGUUUCACGUCGGUCCGCGGUGAUAAAGUGGACAUUCUUUACAACAACAUCAAACACGCCAUCUUCCAGCCGUGUGACGGUGAGAUGAUCAUCGUACUGCACUUCCACCUCAAGAACGCCAUCAUGUUUGGUAAGAGACGCCACACGGACGUCCAGUUCUACACAGAGGUGGGCGAGAUCACCACAGACUUGGGCAAACACCAACACAUGCACGACCGAGACGACCUGUACGCCGAGCAGAUGGAGCGGGAGAUGAGGCACAAGCUCAAGUCGGCCUUCAAGAACUUCAUCGAGAAGGUGGAGACGUUGACUAAAGAGGAGCUGGAGUUCGAGGUGCCCUUCAGAGACCUGGGGUUCCAGGGCGCCCCCUACAGGAGUACCUGCCUGCUACAACCCACGUCCAGUUCUCUUGUCAAUGUUACUGAAUGGCCGCCUUUUGUGGUCACUCUAGACGAGGUGGAGCUGGUUCACUUUGAGCGUGUGCAGUUCCACCUGAAGAACUUUGAUGUGGUCAUCGUUUAUAAGGACUACAACAAGAAGGUCACCAUGAUCAACGCUGUGCCCGUGAACUCCCUCGACCCCAUCAAAGAGUGGCUCAACUCUUGUGACAUCAAGUACACAGAAGGCGUCCAGUCUCUGAACUGGACCAAGAUCAUGAAGACCAUCGUUGACGACCCAGAGGGGUUCUUCGAGCAGGGAGGCUGGUCUUUCUUGGAUCCAGAGAGCGAGGGAAGCGGUGCCGAGGAAGAUUCAGAGUCAGAAAUGGAGGAUGAGACAUUCAACCCGUCUGCAGAUGAAGAAGAAGAGGAAGAGGAAGACAGUGAUGAGGAUUACAGCUCAGAGACGGAGGACUCUGAUUACAGCGCGUCACUGGGCAGUGAGGAGGAAAGCGGGAAAGACUGGGAUGAGCUGGAGGAAGAAGCCAGAAAAGCUGACAGAGAGAGCCACUAUGAGGACGAGGACACCUCCAACAGGAAGAGGAAGGUGCGGCCAUCAGCCCCGCCGAGCAAGAAGAAGCGACGGCACUAAACGUCCCAAACAUCCAUUCAUACUGCCAAACCUGACCCUCCCUCCCACCACGGCCGGCUCCCCACACUUCACACAGACCCACACCUGCGCUCAGACACACACAGUGUACAUAGACGUAGACACCGCCCCCUUUGUUUAUUUUUUAUUUUUUAGUUGUUGUUGGUAUCAGUUCUACCUCUUCUUAAAGUCAAUAAAGAGUUCUUUUACUGAUGGCAUGAAGUUGGCUUUAAUGUUAGUUGUAAGGUCUUGGGGUUGUUACAGCUUCACCUUGAUCAUAAACUACGCCACCGUCGAACUAAAACAUAACAUAAAAUUCAAUGAAAUAGUAAGACGAGUGAAAUGAGCACUUUACAGAUACUUUUAAGAAACAACUUUCUCUGAAUUAAAUUGGCUUCUCUUGGUUCAACUUGCCAUGCUCACACAUCAACAUGGGCGUGCAACUCCCUCAGGUGCACCAGUGGAACCAACAUGCAGUACAAUAGUUCCUACAUGAGAAUUUUCACAAUAAAUGACCUGAUUGCAUAUAAAAUAUGCAUAGUGCAAAACAAAAUACAUGAACUGAAAGUAAGGCAGUAAAAGUUGAAGUGUCAUGUUGAAGAACCAGCAGGACAGCCAGACUUCGUUCAUUACCUUCGUUUUCCCACCUUCGUUCAUCCAUCCAUCAGGGUUUAUUGUCUGUGUGUGUGCGUGUGUCUGCGUGUGCGCGUGAGUGUGGUUAAAUGGGCUUUUAUUGCAAGCAUUGUUUAUUUUCUGUUAAAGAAAGCUGAGUUUCUUAACUAAUGGAUAAUAAAUAAAAGGACUUGACAUCUCCUCUGCCAAGUGUUUUAUAUAAACUGAGAAAUCUGAUUGUUUUUUUCCCUCGGUCGUCUUCCCCACAGUGUCCACUUUGUUUUUGCUUUGUUUUUUUUUCCUUCUUAUUUCUGUCAAUGUUUGUUAAAUUGUGGUAAUAAGAUGGGGAAAAUGUCCUUUAUUUUUUAGGGAUGGGAGGGGGCAGAUGCAAGUUUUCUAAUUAUUUUACCUUUUUUUUUUUUUUUUCUUUUUAAAGUGGGAUUUAUAAACUUAUUCGGACACAGACACACACAUCACCCUCGCACUUAUCCUCCUCUCUGUCCCCUCCCCUUUUUUCUUUUUCUUUUUUUUGGGGUCAAUCUGAGUAGAUAUGAUGUUGUACUGUUAAUUCUGAAAAUCUUGUUUUUGUUUUUGUAAUAAAAUUAAAAGGAACUGUA